AUGUUUAUGUUAGUAAUUGCCACUGUUAUGUACCUUUGGUUGUCGCUGCUGUGUAGUCAGUACAUCGCCUUUAGCAGAGAACAGCUGUACGUAUCGACGAUCCUUGCCUGUGCCUUCCUCAACGGUUGUGUACCGUUACUUUACGAACAAAUAUGUAACGCUGCUUUUCCAAUCCCAGAGGGUAUCAUUGUUGGAAUAUCUGCCAUUGUGACAACGUUGGCUGGCAUUCUGUAUACAUUACCGUUGUCUCUCUUCGUGUUUGAAGGUAACACGUGGUUAGAAUGGUCAUUACUCGUGGCGUGUGUGCUUGGUUGUAUUGUCAUAUUGGUCACUCCCCAGAGAAACGGGCGAGAAGAUAUGGAUUUGUCUAUUCGCGUGACUAAACCUGUGCCUUAUGAAAGAUUCGGAAAGGAGCACAAAGUCUUGUUUGUGGAGUCUGAAACGAAAGUUCCAGAGAACGCUUGA
Ylistrum balloti is the source of this 465-nucleotide messenger RNA. Its product is annotated as solute carrier family 49 member 4 homolog. Bases 1 to 465 code for a protein of 154 amino acids. NCBI's taxonomy places the organism in Eukaryota, Metazoa, Mollusca, Bivalvia, Pectinida, Pectinidae. The transcript has 3 exons. Gene Ontology annotation, cellular component: membrane. The record is from RefSeq and is a predicted model, not a curated record.